ACUUAAGACGGUCGGUGUCGGACCCCCAUGUUGCUCCAGCUUUCCACUCACCUGCCUCUCUCUCUCUCACACGACGCUGCUCUUCUUCUUCUUCUUCUUCUUCUUCUCCUCUCGUUGAUCUACAUGAGCUCCACUACUCCUUCCUACAUCUAGGGUUUAUACACCCACCUUCGCUUCCCUUCCUAAUCAUCCACCUCGAGCAAAGCAGAUAGAGAUCUUCCCGGAGAGAAUUUCUCUAUCUUCGCAAGAAAAAGAAGACAGAUUCCAAAUGCGCGGCUUACGAACACUUCCAUGACCUUCCCCCGCCCAAUUCUGUGAAUUCUCCGAGAUCAAGAAGCGGGGCGCAAUCAUGGGUCAAGACAGCUUCACGCCCCAGAAGCGGACUUCCUCUUCGCUGCCGACGACGGCCACAAACGGCAGGCACCCGUCUCGCGUAAUCCCUCGGGGCCGGCAGAUCCAGAAGACGUUCAACAACAUCAAGAUCACGCUCCUGUGCGGGUUCGUCACGAUCCUCGUCCUCCGCGGCACGAUCGGCGUGGGCAACCUCGGGAGCUCCGAUGCCGACGCCGUCAACCAGAACCUGAUCGAGGAGACGAACCGGAUCCUCGCCGAGAUCCGAUCCGAUUCCGACCCCAUCGACCCGUACGACCCGCCCGAGGCCGAUGCCAACCCCAAUGUCACCUACACUCUGGGGCCCAAGAUCUCGAAUUGGGACACUGACCGCAAGAAUUGGCUUGAGAGCAAUCCUGAGUUCCCCAAUUAUGUCAACGGUAAGCCUAGGAUUUUGCUCCUAACUGGGUCCCCGCCGAACCCUUGCGAUAACCCGAUUGGGGAUCAUUAUUUGUUGAAGGCUGUCAAGAACAAGAUUGACUAUUGUAGGAUUCACGGGAUUGAGAUUGUGUAUAAUAUGGCUCAUUUGGAUAAAGAGCUUGCUGGGUAUUGGGCGAAAUUGCCCAUGAUUAGGAGAUUGAUGUUGUCACACCCUGAGGUGGAGUGGAUUUGGUGGAUGGACAGUGAUGCUUUGUUCACUGAUAUGGUGUUUGAGAUCCCGCUUUCUAAGUAUGCUAACUACAAUUUGGUUAUUCACGGGUACCCUGAUUUGUUGUUCGAUCAGAAGUCGUGGAUUGCUUUGAAUACUGGAAGCUUUCUCUUUAGGAAUUGUCAAUGGUCAUUGGAUUUGCUUGAUGCUUGGGCACCGAUGGGCCCAAAGGGGCCAAUCCGUGACGAGGCUGGGAAGAUUUUGACUGCUAAUCUAAAAGGAAGGCCGGCUUUCGAGGCGGAUGAUCAGUCUGCUUUGAUAUACUUGCUGAUUUCUCAGAAGGAUCAGUGGAUGGAUAGGGUGUUUGUUGAAAAUUCGUACUAUUUGCACGGUUAUUGGGCAGGGUUGGUGGAUCGGUAUGAAGAGAUGAUUGAAAAGUAUCAUCCUGGUUUGGGAGACGAGAGGUGGCCAUUUGUGACUCAUUUCGUGGGUUGCAAGCCUUGUGGGAGUUAUGGGGAUUACCCAGUUGAGAGGUGCCUAAGUAGCAUGGAGAGGGCAUUCAAUUUUGCAGACAAUCAAGUGCUCAAGCUCUAUGGGUUCAGUCAUCGGGGCUUGUUGAGUCCCAAGAUCAGAAGGAUACGAAACGAAACUGUCACUCCCUUGGAGUUUGUAGACAAGUUUGAUAUUCGCCGACCAGUACAUGGAAAUAGCAGAUCAUAGAAGCCAGUGAGAAAAGGUUUGAAUGUCUUUAGUUAUGCAGCAGUGUUCUUCAUAUUGAGAAUGGUAGAAACCUCACUCUGGCGGGGGAUAUAUCCAUAGUGAAAGACAUGUACGU
Rhodamnia argentea is the source of this 1814-nucleotide messenger RNA. RefSeq names its product probable xyloglucan 6-xylosyltransferase 5. Gene Ontology annotation, biological process: xyloglucan biosynthetic process. Gene Ontology annotation, molecular function: hexosyltransferase activity. The transcript has 2 exons. The record is from RefSeq and is a predicted model, not a curated record. Gene Ontology annotation, cellular component: trans-Golgi network; membrane; endosome. NCBI's taxonomy places the organism in Eukaryota, Viridiplantae, Streptophyta, Magnoliopsida, Myrtales, Myrtaceae. The coding region runs from base 350 to 1699 and encodes 449 amino acids.